AUGCUAGAUGAUUCGGAACGGGCUGUCUUGAUGAUGUUGCAAGAGCCAGCAGGUAAGUCAUCACAAGACUUCAAUCGAUGGAUUACAUCCGACACGCAAUCCUGCGUGAGCAUCACGAAGUAUAUCGUCAAUGCACGUUGCGGCAUUUUUUCAUCAUCGCAGUGUAUGGUGAAUAGGCUCGGAAUCUUCCUGAGACUCAGCAAACCUCCUACUGGCCACGCAUCCGAACACUUCCGUCGAGGGUUUGAGCAGCUUAUUCCAGGACCCUUGUGCACAACAUUGCGCCAUCUAGGACUUUCUACGGCCGCAGCCUCGGCGUUCCAGCCUUGCGUAUGCAUGUUUACAGUUCCCUCACUGGCCCUACCUGCAGAUCAUGCUUACCAUACCCCGGACUCACCGGAUUUCGGGACCAUCUGA
Molecule: messenger RNA, 417 nt
Organism: Exophiala oligosperma
Lineage: Eukaryota; Fungi; Ascomycota; Eurotiomycetes; Chaetothyriales; Herpotrichiellaceae
Exons: 1
Coding region: 1-417 (138 amino acids)
Source: RefSeq, a predicted model, not a curated record